AAGAAAAUCCGUCUGCUGAUUCAUUUCAGAAAAAUGAUGUUGUAGAUGUCUUAUAAGUUAUAAUCAUAAUCAGAGAUUACAUCGGAAUCAGAUUGAAGUGAAAAUAUAUUUAAGACCUUGAAAAAUGAGUUGUUGUUAUUUGAUCUGGCAGUGAAAUGGAGUCCUCGGGAAUAAAGAAGAAGGAACUGUUAGAGAUGAAAACAGAUCUGAAGUUGCUCUUGGAAUGUUUGGACUUCCAGAAAGAUGAUACUGUUGCUGUGAAACAGGCAUUGGUGACAAUAUCUUCUAUACUACAAGCAUCAGUUGAGGUUAAGGAUGUGUUUAGAGAUAUUGGUGGCCUUCAGCAAGUUUUGACUUUGGUCACCAGCCAUGAUAAAAGUGAAGUUGUGGAGACUGGACUAUACUGUCUAGGUUGUGCUGUAGAAAGAAAUGUAUACUCGCAGAAGUUGUUGACCACAGGCAGUGUGUUUACAUUCCUACAUGGGAUCCUGUCUUCUACAUCCAAAACUUCAGUCAGAAAGAAACAAACUGCCUCAUUCUUAGUGUUAUGUCUAGUGUCCAACAACGGUUUUGGACAAAAUCUUGUGAGACAGUCAUCUUGCCUUCAUGACAUUCUGUCUUUGAUAAGGACUACCCUGCCUAGAAAUGUUCAAGAUUUAGAUUCAGACUGGUUUGAGGGAAUGGAUGGGAAGAGCCUCCAUCUGUGGUGUACACUCCUCAGUACAGCCUGUGCUUGUGUGAAUAAUCCAAUUAAUGAAGGAAACCAGAGAAUUUGUGCUUCGCUGUUGCCGUAUCUAUUCAGUUUGAUGACCAGUCAUUCAGAUGAGAGGAUUUUAAGACCUGUACUUUCUCACAUUGGUCUCACUGUAUCUGGCAAUGAAAGUAACCAAGACCGUGUUCGAAAAUGUGGAGGUUUAGAGAUAUUUGUAAAGAAACUAAGCAGUUUACAGAGCAAGGCUAUCUGUGAUACCAUGGCAAAACUACUCGCUAUACAGCUACUGACUACUGUUGAUGCAUGCAUUUCUGACAAUGAAUGUAACAGUGCAAGGUUUGGAGAACUGGGAGGUAUAAAGCUGGUCCUGGCUCUGCUGUCCGAGUGUUGUUUGGACCUCAGUGAGAAAGUACAAGCAGUUCUCACAUUGGCACAUGCUCUAGAUGCUUAUAAUGGGAAUCAGAAAUAUGUUAAAGAAUGCGGAGGUGUGACUGUGUUGAUACAACAGCUGACAGAAACACAAGAUGAGGAAUUCUCUAAAACUAUCAAAUAUGUGCUACAUAUGUGUGUAUCAUCAGGUAAAGGAAGUUUAUCUGACGCAGACAAAGAUCUUACUGAUACUGAGCGACUUAUCAAUAGAAUGGAAGCCAUGAAAAGGCAUAGUGAUGUAGAAAUGUUGAAGAAGAUAAGAGAGCUUGAUUCUAAAGUAAAAUCCAUGGAGGACAAACAUCUAGAUCAGAACCAAAAUGUAAAGGUCACACCAAACUUGAGCACAGUGUUUGAAAGGUUAGAAGGCUGCACAACAUGUGUAAAUCCUGUACAGAAUUUGGAACGUUCAAGAUCUCCAGCGGGCUCACAUAGUGAACAUUCUGGCCAACAGGAUUGUCCUACACCUAGAGAAAAAUCUCUCAUGGAACAGCUGAUUAAAGAAAAAGUUGAGAAAGAACGUUUGGAAAAAUUGAACCACAUGCUACAGGAGAAUAUAUGUAAGACUCACACUGCACUCACUAAUGCAAGGUUAGAGAAUAGAUUUGAGUAUAACCCAACUUGUGAUCUACAGGCAACAUCCAGUGUAGAAGCAGGCAGAGACAGGAGAUUACAAGGAAGAAAUGAUCCUAACAUCUCAACUACUCAGCAAGAUGUUCCUCACACUAAAGCAUCCAGUUAUAAAACUUCUGAAAAUAGUUGUACACAGAAUGUGAAUGUUUCGUGUGGUGAUAGGUAUGAUAAAAAUGUGGUUAUAGACAAUGAAAAUGUGCAUCCAGUUGGAUUUAGAACAGAUCAAGUUGGUCAGUUGAAUUGUCACAUUGAACCACGAGAAAUGUCUGUAAUGGUCACCAGAAGUGGGCUUAGAUAUCAGUCCACAGUUGUCCAUGGACCUGAAAAUAAAAGUGAUAGCUCAGACAUAAAUAAUAACUCUCAUGAACGACAAAAACACAUUAGGCAGAAUCUUACACAACUUGAUAGCAAUGGAAAUCCCACUCAGUGUACAGAAUUAAAGUAUGGUUGUAACAUGAUGUAUAACAAACAGAUGAAUUCAUCUGUAAUAAUGAGUCCAAACAAUACAUUUGUUACUCAACAGGAAAAUCAUGUUGAAGCAAGGAAAACCUUUCCUUUUAGUGCAACACCUCUAGAUUUGUCGUGCAAGUCUAAAACUGUGUACACAAGAUUGCCUGGUGUGAAUCAGACUGUAAAUACCACAAUUCAAGAUCCAACUGCCAAAGAGAUAGGUGGUAAAAUAUCUGACACUUCGGAAACUCCAAACCUGAGGAAUGAUCACAAUGAAAGUCAGCUUGAACCAAGGAUAAAAACAACAAUCAAUAAAAAUGCUGAAAUUCAGUGUGGAACUCCAUGGAUAAAUAAGAAUUCAGAAAAUGAGAAAACACUUGAAAAUAUAUGUAUGAGUGAUGGUAGCUCACAAACAAACUUCAUAAAACAACUCGAUCUUCACAAUAAUUCUGGACCGAGACCGGGAAACACAAAUGGUAAAAGAUCAUUGAUUGAAAAGACUGAAAACUCUAAACAGAUUAAAGAGAAGAAAGUUACAAGUGCACAUAACUUAAACUGUGAGAUAAAUAGAACAUCAGUUGUGAUUUUAACUAAUUGUGAGAAACAUGAAAGUGUAAUAUCUAACCAUAGCAGUUCUGUGCAACAGGAAAUGUCCAGUAUAUUUAAGCCAAGUCCUGUGUCAGCAUCUAGUAAAAAGUCAUCAGGAUUAUUUGUGAAGCCGGUAGCUCUUCCUCCCAAGAGGAAAGUGAGAGUUACCCCACUUUUGGGUACAGAUAAACUCUCAAGAGCAAGACUCUUGUUGCCUACUCAGAAUAUGAAUAAUUCAAGUCAAGUGACUGAAUAUGACAGUGAUGUACAAUCAGAGUUUGACCUAAAUCUGUUUAAAAAUAUUGACAGACAACAGUCUCGUGUAAAACCAAUGCCUGUAAUCAAAUCUCAGAAUAAUGUGAGACAGGUGGACAGAGUGGUGGAGAAGAGGGAGAGUAAUGCAGCAGAGAAGUGGCAAAUACAUCCAUGUACCCCACAUCGUCAGGGCAUUGUUCCUCCUAGACCUGCAUUCAGUGAUUGUGGUAUCAGGAGAUGUGUACUUAAUAGUCCAUACAGCAUAAAGUCGCAGGGUACUAGGAGACGUUCCCUAGAUGAUAGUGGUAUACAUUCACCCAGAGAUAUCCUCAAUAUCAGUCCAAAAUCUCCAGAUGGUAGUCCUGUUGACAGUAACAUUGAUGGAUUCCGCAGCAGCAGUGAUGUAUCAGAUGAAGAAGAAGGACCUCCCAAUAUAAGUGCAGCUGUACUUAGAAGUAGUAAAAAGCUAAACAAGGAAGCAGUUAACAAAUGUCCAGGUUGUACUGGAUUUCACAAGUCUGGUGGAGGUCUUGAGUUGAACUCCAGAACUUACAAUAUUGCCUUGGAAACUGACCCAAACACAUGUCCAAUGCACCGGAAACUCCGCCAGAUAGAGAGAGUUUACAUCAACAAGAUCAGAAAGACUAAAGGCUUGAGAAGCAAAUUAAAGAGAAAGUUACACAAUAAAUUAUCUGUGACAACUACUGAAAUUGAACCUCGAGAAACCAUAUAUGAGUUUUCAUCAGAAUCUGUGGAUAAUAUAUCACCACCUUCUGAUGAUAAUGAUGACUUUCAACCACCAAAUCGUGAAAAGGUACGCCGUAAAAGGAUUUCGUACACUGCAGAGGAAGAAAAGAACUUACUUAAGGGCGUGAGGGAGCUAGGAAAACAUUGGAAUCAGAUCUUAGUUACGUACGACUUCCAUCCUUCUAGGACUAAUGUUGAUCUUAUGGACAAAUACAAAAGAAUGAGGGCGUCAGCUGCUAGAGACACUACAAGUUCAAAGUGUCAGUCAGUGAUGUCCAGAGUCAAAAGUUACAAGCCAUUCUCAAUGUGUGAGGAAAGGAGGUUGAGACGUGGAAUCAUGAAGUUUGGUUAUAACUGGAAAACUAUAUUAAAUUCAUUUACAUUUGCUCAGGGAAGAACAACAGAGGACUUACGUAACAAGUGGAGAAUUCUGCACAAAAAAAUGUGACAUUAGUUUUAAAUGUGUAGGCUGAUUCUCAGGAUAUGUUGUUAAACUCAGGUAUGGAAGAGAGAACUGUUUGUGUGAAAACUGACAGAAUCUGUACUGAUGUAUCAUUUUGUCAACAUCAUGUAUUUCUGAAGAGAAAAUCAUCUGAUACAAAGUCUUAAAACAACUUCUUAUUGUUUUCACAACUACCUCACCAGAAUAACAGAAACAUAUUCAUCCAACUAUCUGCUUCCAGAAAUAAAGUAAAAACUAUACAAGUAAUUUUGUUAAAUAUUCACACAAUGACAAGAGGACAUUCAGGUAAGCAUUGUACAAAACCAUAACUCUACUGUACUUACUUUUUGAAGGCUUGCCUUUAUUACAUUUGAUUGUCAUAACUCAUAAAGUGCUGGAACUGCAUAAAAAGGUAAGGAAUGCUAAGAAAAAGUGCAUUGUAACAACAACAGUAAUUCUGCUUGAAUUUUUAUUAUCUCCUUUUAUUAAAUUUACUUAUAUCACUUGUCCAGAGAAUAACCCCAACAUAACUUAAAUACAACAGGGAAGACAUUAAGAGAAAAGGAAGUGUACACAAAGUCUAACCUUUACCGUCCUUACUUUUCUAAUUAUCUCCCUUUAUGAAAUUGAGUUGUUCUUGUCAUAACUCUAAUUUGCUGAAGGAGCUUUAUUCAGACUGCAUACAAAUUUAAGACAGAGGACAGUAUUAAAGGGAAGAUGUAUUGCAUAAGAACCGUAACUUUGGAAAAUUUUAAUAUUAUAUCUCUUUUUGCACUUAGUUUUUCUUGUCCAAAAGUUCUGAAGACAUUUCAGUGAACAAGAAAUAUAUACUAUAGACGUCAUUGAGGAGUGUGCAUUGCAUAAGAACCAUGAAUGGAUAUUUUCAAAUUAUCUUAUUUUUGUUUUUGGUUUUUCCUUAACCUGAGCAUAAUUCAAAAAGGACAUUUCAGAUUAAUAUCAAUAUAAGGGAGGUAAAGGCACUGGAAGGAUAAAUGUGUUUGACUUUUUCUACAAAUUUUCUCUCUUUUUUUGUGCCUAUUUUUUCCUUGAUAAUGACUGCAUUUGCUGAAAAAUUGUUGUAAUGAUUAACAGCAAUGAGAGGAAGUGCCUAAUAUAAGAAACAAAUCUUUUUUUUCCAAGUUUGUAUUUUUAUAAUAAGUGGUGUCACACAAUGUGUAAGACCACGUGACAAAACCCUGUUGGAAAAAUCCAUCAGUUCCUCUAAUAACCUUGUUUAUAUUUAUGCAAAACUGUAUGCUGUUAGGCAUCAGUUUUUGCUGAAAAAUGGUUUGAUGUUCUAGUUUUUUUCUCCUAUAGCUUGACUCUUGAAAUGGGGAAAUAAAUUCAUAUUUUAAUAAAGGAAAAGGUUAUUAAAUUUUAUAAGUUUCAGAAGCUCAUUUAUUUUAUUUUAGUUAAGUUAAUAAGCACUAAAUCAGACAUGAGAAUUUUCUAUUUGUCUUGUAAUUAAGAUACAUCUUAGAAAUAAUAGAUACAGUUACUGUAGAGAAAAAUCUCUAAUGUCUGGAAAUUUGAAACACGGAAAGUAUUAAAUAGUAGUUACAUUAAUAUAGGAAACUGUUUGAACCUAUAGAACUAUGUGGACUUCAUGUCCAGAAAUUAUAGUAAGAUACUUCAUGUUAUUUAAAUAGAGACUUCAGCUAUAAUACUUCUAUUCUAAUAUGUUAUGUAUCAAAUUAAGUAUCUCACAUAAACUUGUAUGUCAGUACUCCAUAAAAACCAGAAAUUUGUUGAGAGCAAAAUUUAUGACAAAGUCAUAAUGUCCCAAAAGUUUCCGCUAUUAUUUUAGUAUAGUUUCCUUUGACAAUACUGAACUCUGUGAAAACCCAAUACCAAACACUUACCCUUACAGAAGAAAAAGGCCUGCUGCGUACUCUUGCUGUGUACAUACAGCGUAUAUGAUGCGUACAUGAUGUGUACUGAAAUCAAGGGCUUUAAAUAGUACGUAGGAUAUACACCGCACAUACACCGAUAGUACGUUUGUAGUACACUUUUGACAUGCAAAUGAGCUCUGCCGCGUACUACUUGCUGCGUACAUGCUGUGGACUACAUAGUACACAGGAUGUACGCUGGAGGAAUUUAGUAUGCGGGAAAUAGUACGCAGCAUGUACGCGGCACAUACACUUUUCACAUGCAAAUGAGCCUGCGGCGUACAUGCUGUGUACUCCUGCGGCGUACAUGCUGUGUACUCCUGCGGUGUACAUUCUGUGUACUCCUGGCCCGAGUCCUGCGGCGUACAUGCUGUGUACUCUUGUGGCGAAACUGCUGUGAUAAUGUAAAUUCCUUACCCCACCAACUUUCUUAUGCAAAUGCUGAUCAUUUGGACAGAAAAAAACAGAAAAAAGAUAAGUGACAUGCAUCAAUAAGUAUUUACCCUUACCAAAAUAAUGUAGAUUGAUGUUAUCAAAUAAAUUAGUAUGCUUUUCUUCAUCCACUUUUCAAUGAAAUAAAUCAAUUUUUGUAGCAUGUAAUUUGGUAAACAUCUGAAGAAAAUGGCGUAACUGCAUCAAGGGGAAACAACUUUAAUGCAACUAAAUAUAAGUGUUAUAAAUUUCGAAGUAUUGCGGUGUACAUGCAGUGUACUAUUUUCUUGUACAAGUCCCUCCUGCGUACAUGCAGUGUACUCCUUAAAUUUUCAGAGUCUGUGCUGCGUACUUGAAGUGUACUAGUGACCUCCUGCGUACAUGCUGUGUACUCAUCGAAAUAGUACGCGGCAUGCGGUGUAUGUAAAAUGUACUCCUCUGGCGUACUACUGUGUUCGCGGCAUAUACACAGCAAAUACGCAGCAUGUACGCCACAGAGGCUUGCUUCUGUAAGGGUAGACAAAUAGAUUAGCAUAUUUCAUUGAUAAUUGCUUAGCCAAGACCAAAUAUCUCAACUUGCUUUAGUCGGUGUUGCUUAGCCUUUAGCCUGCUGGCGGCAAGUGAUUCUGCCUUUGCAUCCCGUGCAGACCAUCCGUGCAGGCUGAUCAUUGUCUGCACUGUCCACUAUUCAGUCAGCAAAUUUUCAAUGAACACCCCUUUGAAUAAUAAGUAGUACUGCCCAAAUUGAAUGAUGGACCAGUCCAUUUUAGAAAUUUUGCAGGGUAAAGGUUAAUUUAAACCGAUUGUCAAGUUACCUGUAUAAGUGAAUUUUUAGGUUUGUCGAGUUACUCUAUGAGUGAAUAUUUUUGGGUAACAAAUUUUUUUAAUGUUUGAUGGACGAUGUUUUGCAUGUGGAAAUGUGUGUGAAAAAUAUAAACUUGGUGUUAAAUUUAAAAAAAAAAGUAUAACAUCAGUUUGCCUAGCAGGUAGAUUGUAAAUUGAUAUGCUAAGUUUCCAUUAUUAUAGUGCCUGUUAAUUAGUUGUUGUAUUUUUUGAUGUAUUACAUAAUCACACAGUCUGUCCACGCUUGUGAUAAAAUGUUUUGCUUGUUUGUCAAGGUAUGAGAAACUAACUCAGAUAAAAUAGGAUUGAUAGGUAAACAUUUUGACAGAGGGUCAUCAUGAUCCCUUCGUUUUGGCUUUUUGGGUCAUUUUCAAUUUUAGGAAGUCAUUUUUUAAAUAACUGUUCAGAAAAGAGGUAAGAGAAAUAAAUUAAUAUAUGCUAACGCAGCCGGGACUCCAUUUUGCAGUUUAAUGUUUUCAAUAAAAAGCCAGCCGUAUAUGUGUAAGCACAACAGUGCUUCUAGCAGGAACCUCGUGGCUACAAAAGACCACAUAGCACUUUCUUCCUACAAACGAAACAUAGGGUUUUUGAGCCAUUUUGUUGAAGGGUUUACCUUAUCAGGUCAUCUUGAGGUUAUUAUAUAUUGUUAAACUUUUGAUGCAGUCUUCUUUAUUAUGUAGUAUAGACCCAUUUACAAUGUAUAUAGACCCUAGGGUGUACUCGAUAAAUAAACUUAUGUCGCAGUCCACGUUACUAAUUAGUACUGUCGCGUGAACUAGUGCUUGCUUAACUGAAUUGGGUAUGAAUAUUCACAUUAUAGAAAAUUUGGUCGGGAUUUCAUUUGCAUCAUCAAUUACUGGUUCAGAAUUAUUUUGGGGGUUAUUUGGGAAUAUGGUAUGCUAAAAUCAUAUAGGGCUUGUUCAAUAUUUAUCAGUUAGAUAACAUUCACAUUGAUCAGGAAUGUCACUGAAAAAGAGGUUUAUUACAUUAUUUAUUAACAUAAAUGUUGCAUUUAUGAUAUAAGAUUAAAAGAAUUUUUGACUUUAAGUUACACAUCAGGUUUUGAUUUAGCGAAUCUUUUCAAUUCUCAAUACUCACAGACUUUUCUGCAUAGAAAAGUUAACCACUAAUACAGUUUUACCAUUUGGUAGUUAUUGUAAUUUGUUCUUUUAUGAUCCCAUUGUGUAUCCGCAAACUGUAACUGUUUUCAUGACUAUAGAUGUGGUCGCUUAAAGCAGUAAACUACAUAAAAAAGAAGAUAUUGCUGUUAUGCUGUUUCAUUCUAAAUCUGACAAAAGUAUGAGAAAUUUUUACUCUACCAAAUGUACUGUAUGGCCUGACCUGUGUAUUUUGUCUUAUUUGCCAGUGUUUAUCUACUAUCUACAUAUGUGUAUUUCUCUAUAUUAAUUCUCUUUAUUAGAUACAUUACUAGAAAUAGUAACAAAAAAGCCGUUUAAAACGGUCAUUACGGCCUCUAUUGACGAAGCCAUAAUGGCGCAAUGCGCCUCACGCGCCAUAAUCAUAAUGGUCCAGGAUAACCGGAACGUCAGCGCAUUCUGACGAUGAGGUCAUGUAGCAACAUCAUUAUGGCAGUUGAAAGGGUGCUGAAUCAUGUUCAGAUCGAUUGUCAAAUAUUGAUGGCACUGUUGAUGAAAAAAUCAAUACAGAUGAUGCUUAAGUCUCAUAAGUUUGCAGAAAAAGUAUGUAAAAUGAAAAUACCAAGAUGAAUAUGAAGUGAAGGUAUAUAAUAAAAAGGUCAGUAAACGGUUGGUUGUGCCUUCUAGCCAUAAUGGCACAGUCAGGCCCACACCUAGUGUCAUAAUGGCCCUCGGGCAUUUAUGACACUAGGUGUGCCAUUAUGGCAAGAAGGCACAGCCAAGCCGUAUAUUAACCUCUUAAUAUUGUCCUUGAGAAAACUUGAGUAUGGACUGUAUUUAAACAAAUCUGGUAUAAAUGUUUUAUAUUAUUUAUUUUCGAUGUUUGAUAUACAUACAAAAAUAGAGGAUGUUGGCAUGAUAAAAAUGUCACAUUUAAAGAGUUUUUUUUGUUUCUAUUAGAUGUGUAUGGUUUGGUGCUUUCAUCCCAAACUCGAGAUAAAACCUCUCUCUUGAAGGUGUUCAAUAAUGUUUGGGUGUACUUUAUUUCAGACUUCUUUAAACAAUUACAUCUAACAGUAUUGUAAUUUGUAUUUCUCAUAUAUUUUUUCUUUAACAGAAAAUAUUUGUACUGAAACACACAGAAAACAGUGUUAUCAUUCAAGAUAUGCCCUUUUUUAUGCUACCAAUUCAGUUUGGGAGUAGGGAUAGUUGACACCUUGUCUAUCAGUCCUUGUGUUUUAGUGUUCACAAACUCUGACACUGAAACUGUGAGAAUAAUUUAGUUUUUAAUGUGUUAAUUAUGACCUGAAAUUAUAUAGAAAUGAAAGUUCUUAAACAACUUCAUCAAAUGAAUUAUGUUUGCAAAUGAACUGGAAACAUUGUGGAAAUAAUCAACAAACUAUGUUACUAAAAGCAUAGGAAAAAGAGUUGUUCUUAAUUAAUACAGAAUAAAAUUCUCUGCUGAUUUUACAGCAGUUUCUUCACAGCUAGUUGCAUGAAGAUGAAGUCACUUCAAGACUUAUAAAACAUUUUGUAUAGUUUUGAUUAUCAAAAGUGUAAGUCAUUAAUGUUACAUAGGCUUGUUGUGACACAUAUUUCUGCCUAAGUAUCCCUGCAAAAUGUUGAGUCAAGUAAAGCACCUGGAAUGAUUUUUAGUGCCCCUACUGGUGGAACACUGGAGGGGACUAUAGGAAUGCCCUCCAUCUGUUAAUCUGUCUGUCCAUAUGUCUGUCUGUCUAUCCACAAAUCUUGAUCCUGCAAUUACUCAAAAAGCAUUCAAGCUAGGUUCAUAAAACUUGGUAUGUGAAUAGAGGGCAGUAUGUAGGUUAUGCAUGUACAUGACUUAUGCUUAUAGGUCAAGGUCACUACUGAAUGUCAAGUAAAAAUUGUUUCUGCUCCAUAACUUUUUAUAUAUACAUUGUUGGAUUAUCUUAGCGCUACACACAAAUGUUCCCCAUGAUGAGACAAUGUGACAGUACAUGUUCUAUGCUUGUUGGUUAAAGAUCAAGUAAAAAUUUGUUUCCACUCCAUAAAUUUCAAUUGCAUUGAAGGAUUUGUUUAUGAGUAUAAUGACUACACAAAAAUGUUUCCCAUGAUUACACUGUGUUGUGCACAUGACCAAUGGUUGCCAGUCAAAGGUCAAGGUCACUAUUGAAGGUCAAGUAAAAUUGUUUCCGUUCCAUAACUUACAUAAGCAUGGAUGGAUUAUCCUAGUACUGCACACAAAUGUUCCCCAUGAUGAGACAAUGUGCCGCAUACAUGUCUAUGCUUGUAGGUCAAGGUUACUAUUGAAAUUUAAGUAAAAAUAGUUUUUGUUUCUUAGCAUUUGUAGUCCUAACACUGUUGCCAACAACGAACACUAACAUAGUUUUCCACAAGUAGAGGACUUAUUAUUCCAGUUUUGUCUAUGUAUUAUGUAAAUGUGGAUCAAUUAUACACUGUUGUAGGAUUUCAUGUUAUGGGAGGCAGUGUCGUUUUGCUUUUACUUUUGAAUAAUUAUCUGUGAUUUUACUUUUUUGUUGUAUCUCAGUGCCAGAUAUACAUUAAAUAUCAGAAUGUCUGUAAAUGAAAAUAACUACCUGUCAGCAAAUAGCUUCAAUAACAUACUGCUUGUUAAGUUUUAAAGAUGAACUCUACCCACCAUUCUCCAAAAUAUUUCAUUAUAUUAUAUCAGUUUAGAAAAUCUUCAUCAUAUAUUUAACUUGGUUAAGAGCUGCAUUCGCAAUUUGAAAAAUGCCAUACAAAGUAACAGUCAUUUGUUCAAAAUAUUCCAUUUUUUACUGGCAUUACAUAUUCAUACAGUGUUUACUUAAAACCUGUAUUAGUAUGUAGUAUUAUUAGGCUAUUUAACAUUGCUCUGUUCAAUACAGUGAUAUAUUUGGACAAGUAACCAUUCAAAGAAACAUUGAACAAACCAAUGUUUUUCAGAUAAGUAUGGGUCUAGUUUAUUCCAUUUUGUGUAAAACAAUGUUAAAUAAACUUUUUAUUUUACGGUUGUUUUUCUCAGUAGAAAAGAAUAAACAACAAGACAAGCAUUUCCAUUUUUAUACAGAAAACAUUAUUUCAAGCCUCCAUUGAUGUUACCAUCCAUACAUAUACUUUUAUCUGUCAUUAGUUAACAUGUAGAUUCAAGCAAAAGUUCUUGCAUUAAUAUUGUCUUAUACAGAAUAUAAUAGACAAUCACAUUGUAAAUAUGCAAACGUUGACUGGAAAAGAUAAAUAGGUAUAAAUCAAUUUAAACAUAUGACACAUUGCAAUUUAUACAUGCAAACAUGUUUAUUCUAUGUUUUCAUGGUGUGUAGUAAUUGUUCAUAAUUUUCAGUUAGAAAUUUGGGCAUAAUAUAUCUUUAAAAUUAAUGACUAGUAAAACUGAGAUGUUGUUUAAUAUUUGUUAAUGUAUUUUUCUCAAGUAAUCUAUCUAUUGCUUCAUUAUAUUUGUUAAAUUUAUAUAUAGCAUUGUUAAUAUUGAUUCUUCAGUAGUGUAUUAUAUAUAACAUUGUUAGGUGUGUUCAGGGUCUGACAAGAUAGUUUGUGUCUUGUUGUACUGAUAUUAUAUUGUUCUAUCUUGUAAAUUAUUGUCCUCAGAUAGGUACUCAGGGAUUCUAUGUUGAUUUAUCUUUAAAUUCUCUUAAUUGAAAUGGAAUAAAUUUUGUUACAGUUA
Molecule: messenger RNA, 12175 nt
Organism: Mercenaria mercenaria
Lineage: Eukaryota; Metazoa; Mollusca; Bivalvia; Venerida; Veneridae
Exons: 20
Coding region: 156-4259 (1367 amino acids)
Biological process (GO): meiotic attachment of telomere to nuclear envelope; homologous chromosome pairing at meiosis
Source: RefSeq, a predicted model, not a curated record